Molecule: messenger RNA, 974 nt
Organism: Olea europaea var. sylvestris
Lineage: Eukaryota; Viridiplantae; Streptophyta; Magnoliopsida; Lamiales; Oleaceae
Product: F-box/LRR-repeat protein 4-like
Exons: 5
Biological process (GO): SCF-dependent proteasomal ubiquitin-dependent protein catabolic process
Cellular component (GO): SCF ubiquitin ligase complex
Source: RefSeq, a predicted model, not a curated record
GGAAGAACAUAUCUCAUUAAUCAAUUUGCUCUCGAUGGUGAAAGUGUUUCCGAAGAAAAUGGGAUUAGAAAGUGUUGUCUUUCAGAUUCUGUAUUGGCUGCUGUUGGAGAUGGUUUUACCAAACUUGAGAUUUUGAGGUUGAUGUGGUUUCCUGAUGGAAUACAUGUAGGGCUAAUAUCUAUUGCUGAGAAAUAUUAUCAAUGGAGCCUUUCUACUUGCACGUUUUGCUUUGGCUUGGGUAGCUAUUUAGUAGCAAGAUCUAGAAUACUUUUCCAUAUUUGCUUAGGCUGUGGUAUUGGGGAAGUUGCAUGGAAUGGUUAUUGGGAGUGGAAAUCUAUGGAGGAAAUUGGGUCUCCCUUGCUUGAUUGGAGGUUGAAGUUUCAAAGAAAUGAAAAGUGGACCAAAAGGGAAUGCUAUGGUGCAGAUGAAGCUCUAGCUGUUAUUGGGAAGUAUUUCUUACAAACGUCUCAAUACAAGCAGUGGGAUUUCGCUGCCCAUUCCUUGAAACCUUAUUGGGAGUUUCAGAUCAUCCACAACAAAGGCUGUGGUAUUAGGGAAGUUGGAAUGGGGUGUCGUGUUGAAGAUGAAGCUCUAGCUGUUAUUGGGAAAUAUUGUUCUCGACUUGAAGAUAUAAAUUUGUGGGAUUGCUUAGGUUUUACCGAAACUGGAUUGGUUCAGUUGGCCGUUGGUUGUGGGAGAACUUUGAAGUCACUUGAUGUUGCUUCCUAUGAAAGUCUUCCUGAUGUCGCAUUAGAAGCAGUGGGAUUUCAGUGCCCAUCUCUUGAAACCUUGUCAUUGUUUUCAAGGUUUAUCCGCAACAAAGGCUUGAUUUCUGUAGCCAUAGGAUGCCAUCUACUAAAAUCUUUGAAAGUAUACUGCGAAAAUGUGACAGAUGAGGCUUUGCAAGCUGUUGGAAGUUUUUGUUUACUGCUGGAGUCUUUAUCUUUAUACCAAUGUUAUAAAUUGACGGUCAG